UCGAUGGUUUCUGUUUGAGCUUCGCUGUUUGCUGAAAAGCCGUGACAUAGGCCUUGGUCAGAUUCAGAGGUAAGACGACACUGGAAAGACACUUUUGUCUCCAGGAAGACCAAGCCUUGGGAAGCCCAGCAGGAAAGUCCCCUGGGUUACGUGUCCUGGAAAGAAGGUGGUCAUGGAGCUCUUGGUAAUGGCCACUCUCACUGUGAACAUCUGGGCUUGUUCAGGUUUCCCUGUCUAUGACUAUGAUCCAGCCAUGAUGAGGGAAGCUCUCAGGGCCUCAGUUGAAAAGGUGAACUCCCAGUCUCGAAGCCCAAAUUUGUUCCGGGCAUACAAGAGUUCAAUUAAAAGAGUCAUCUUCAUGAAUGAGAAUGAUUUGACGAUGGACAUCGACUUUGGGAUCCGAGAGACUGAAUGUAGGAAAGAGUCUGGAAACCCACCAAGCACCUGUGAUUUCAAAAGGGGCUACUACACGCCAACAUUGUCCUGCAGAAGCACAGUAGAGAUCUCUGCUGAGCAGGUGCAGACCGUGUGGGUCCGCUGCCAUCAAGCCUUCCCCGGCUCUGAUUCUAGUAGCAGUGAAGAGAUUUUGGGGGGCAGACUGGGAUCGUACAACUGGAGAAGCUAUUACAUGAGAGAUGUAGACAUCAAUGAACCCCGCCGUGAGCCACUUUAUCAGAGGUCACUGGGUAUCAGGAAUGCAGAGAUGUUUCCUCCCAGAAGCAGAGGCCGCCACAAUGCCCAGCAUCCAUACAGUGUCUUUGAAUAGCAAUAGCGAGUUAAAUGGGAGCAGAAGAUCAGGAUUGCGAGGAGCACAAAGGCAGUAUCAGCAUUCACCCCUGUAGUUCAGUCUCACUGCCUUUGUUCUUGUGGUUUUUAUCACUUCCCUUCCACAAUAAAACCUUCCUCUUCUGUUGUUUGUGCAUUCUCCAAA
Dromiciops gliroides (monito del monte) is the source of this 931-nucleotide messenger RNA. RefSeq names its product secreted phosphoprotein 2 (gene SPP2). The record is from RefSeq and is a predicted model, not a curated record. Gene Ontology annotation, cellular component: extracellular region. Bases 173 to 766 code for a protein of 197 amino acids. Gene Ontology annotation, biological process: bone remodeling. Lineage: Eukaryota; Metazoa; Chordata; Mammalia; Microbiotheria; Microbiotheriidae. The transcript is spliced from 8 exons.